Molecule: messenger RNA, 1101 nt
Organism: Quercus lobata
Lineage: Eukaryota; Viridiplantae; Streptophyta; Magnoliopsida; Fagales; Fagaceae
Product: F-box/kelch-repeat protein At3g06240-like
Exons: 1
Coding region: 1-1101 (366 amino acids)
Source: RefSeq, a predicted model, not a curated record
AUGGUUGUUUUGACCAACGAUUGCAUUCCUCAAAUCUUUGAUUAUGAAACACUAUUAUAUCCUCCUCAAAACAACAACAGUGAUGAUGAUGAUGUUGUUUGUGACGAGGGAUCUGAAUUUGGAGCGAUUGAUGAGGCACUAUCAUAUCCUCAAAACAACGACCAAGUUGUUUAUGACGAGUAUUCUGAAUUUGGAGUUGACGUUGGUUUUCCAUUGAGGGGUGCAAAUAAUGAAGAUGUUUACACAAAGUUGUCUUCUUGCAAUGGUUUGGUAUGUGUUGAAUUCUUCAACUGGAAACGAGAAAUGACCGAAGUUUUGCUUUGGAAACCAUCUACAAGAAGUUACAGGGAAAUACCAAGAUCAAGACCAACACCUCUUUCCUCUGAGUACUUCUCUUUUGGUUUCGGCUAUGAUUAUUCCACUGAUGAUUACAAAAUAUUAAGGCCCUACCGCUUUUAUCAGAAUACUUUUCAAAAGAGGUUGAAAUUCAACUUAACAGCAGAUGAUUUUCAGAUCGAGAUGUUUUCACUCAAGACCUUUAGUUGGAGGACUAUCCAGGACAAGAACAAUAUCUGUACCCAGAAAUUAUCUCCUAGCCCAUAUAAUAAUAUCAACCUAAAUGGGGCUAUUUAUUGGAUAGUUAAACCUCACAAUAAGCCUUCGAUCAUUUAUUUUGAUUUAGCGGAGGAAAUAUUUCAUGAAUUGCCAUGGCCAUGCGCAGAGAUUUUUGACUGUCACUAUUCAGAGUUGGGGAUUUUUGGACAGCAUCUAUGUCUAUCUGUGACUGAUGAAAUUAACUUAUGUGUUGAGCUAUGGGUGAUGGAGUCUAGCUGGACUAGAUUGCUCACUAUUCCAUAUUGGAGGAGUCUUAAAUAUUGUCCAAGGCAAAAUCAGCACUCAUUUUCCAAAGAGUGGAUGUCAACUUCAGCUUUCCAAAUUCUAUUGGAAGUGAUCUUUGCAAUCAACUUCAUUUUACGAACGCUCUCGAGAGAGGAAGAAGCAGAGUUGGUCAGGAGCAAUAAGAAGGUUAAGGAUAGUCAGCAUGUCGAGUUCAGUGAGGGUCCCAGAGAGGAGUUUCCUUCGUCGGAGUACCAUCGGUAA